Messenger RNA from Varanus komodoensis (Komodo dragon), 5524 nucleotides. RefSeq names its product inositol 1,4,5-trisphosphate receptor interacting protein (gene ITPRIP). Gene Ontology annotation, molecular function: protein kinase inhibitor activity. The transcript has 2 exons. Gene Ontology annotation, cellular component: membrane. The coding region runs from base 517 to 2166 and encodes 549 amino acids. The record is from RefSeq and is a predicted model, not a curated record. NCBI's taxonomy places the organism in Eukaryota, Metazoa, Chordata, Lepidosauria, Squamata, Varanidae.
CCCGCCCGUGCACUCCCUUUUCCGUGAAGGACCGGCCUUAAUCGAAACGCUGAAUGAACAAAUUGCCUAGGUUGUUCUUACUCUGCAGCUUAGAUACGGAGAAAAGGCUGGAGGGCGUUUGCUGUUCGGAAAGCUAAGAGUUGCUGUGUGUGUGUGUGUUUCCUUAUUUUCCGCUUUCCACCUUAAGAACGUCGUGGGACUCGACAGAAAGUUGGUUUUCUUCUCAUCUGGAGGGAGAAGGAGAGUUUCUCAGGGCGAGGGAAAAAAAAAAACGCGCCCACCGAUUUCAGGAAAUGAGUAAGUUAGAGAGCGAUCGCAGUAACGUUAGUUUGUCUUAGCUAAAAAGAAACAGGCGUGGAGGAUGCCCAGAGAAAGGAAAAGAGGACUCAGGCGGAGCUUCUGGCCGUCGAACAAUUUGGCAUGAGAAAAGACCGGGAAAGGGGGCGAGGGGACCGGUGUUAAGCGCUCAACGAAAUCGAAGGAGAAGUUUGUUGCGGGACGAAGAAAGGUUUUGCCAUGCCAGCGGGAAUCUUCCGAGUGUGCUUGGUGGUUAUCACAGCUAUUGUCAACCAUCCAUUCCUCUUCCCAAAGGAAAAUGUCACUGUCAUUGAGAACACACAGGAAGUCAUCCAGAAGAUGAAGGAACGAGAGGAGAUUCUGAGGCUAGAGCAGCUUAAACUGGAGCAGGAGAUUGAGAUGCAGGAAACAUCAACAAAGUCUCCAGAAAAGGCCACAGAACCAGAAAAGCAAUACAGCCAUGAUCCCCUCUCUUGGAAUUUCUGGACUGCAUUGUCCAUGGUGGUCUUCCUUCUGAUUGAGUUCUGGAGGCAAGACUACCAGGAAGGGAACUGGCCAGAUUAUGUCAAUGAGGAAGAUGACAUUUCCAUUCUGGGAAAAGCAUUCAAGGGAGUCGUCCUGCCAGACAAGGUCACAUUGGCCCAUUUCUAUGAAAGAUGUCUCCAGACCAUGACCAGUGAUAUUGCCAGGAAUCGUGAGCUUGUAGAAGGAUUUGCAGAUGACUUACUGGAAGCCUUGAGGAGUGUGUGCAACCGGGAUGCAGACAUGGAAGUGGAAGAAUCCAUAGGAGUUGGAAGUAUGUAUGAAAACUGGAGAGCUCACAAGCCCUUAACAUGUGACUUCAUUGUCCCUUUUACUCCUCCAGAACCUUAUUGUUUCCAUUUUGAGACCUGGUGUUCAGGGGACUCUGUCCAACCAGAUAAACAAGGUUAUGGUAUGAUAAAGGUCAGCUGGACAGACGAGAACUCAACUGGCUGUAUCUGUGACAAGACUAAGCUAGGGGAAGACCUGCUGUGUCUCCUUCACAGCAGAAUGAGCCAAGCAAGGCAGAACCACCAGGUAGAAGAUCUUCUUUGCUAUAAAGACACUCAAUACCUUGAUUCUGACCAGGUUAUGACAUGGUUUCAGGUUGCACUUACCAAGGCAUGGAACAAGAUUUCACACAAGUAUGAGUUCAACCUCACUUUUAACCUCCUGGAUGCUCCUGGUGCCCUAAAAAUCAAGUUCAGGUCUGGAAAGACCAUUGCCUUCAACCUCACUCCUGUGGUACAAUAUGCUGAUUCUGAUGUAUAUUUUAUCUCCCAUUUUCCUUACAGUAGCUUGUCAGAAGGCUCCACAAGCAGCAUUCACUGGUUUCUUACAUUUGCAGUAUAUGAGAAAAGAUACAUCCAGUUUAUUUCCAAAAUUCUGCCAGCUAACGCCUGCCACCUCAGCUGCCUCCAGAUUCUGUCCUUCCUUCAUGGAAAACAGUGCAGUCUAACAGGUACAAGUAACCUGACAAACUAUCACUUGAAAACUGUGAUGCUGCAUAUGCUGCAAUCUCAUCCCAGUGCAGACUGGGCUUCAGGAUACCUGGAGGCCAGGCUGCAAGACAUGCUCAAAUUUUUGGAGAAAAGCCUGCAAGAAAAGAGGCUUUACCACUUUUUCAUUGGAAACAGGAACCUGCCGGAGGAACUGGGCAUCCCUGUGGAGUUCCAAAAGGUGGAACCCCUGAACCUCUUCCGUCCCUUUGUACUCCAACGAAGUGCCUACAGAAAAACUAUGGACAUGUUUCAUGAGAUGCUAAAGAACACAUCAGCUUUAAUAAAUGAGUAUACCACGCAUGUUCCCAAUGGGCGGGCAACCCCACCAAAUAAGGAACCGCUGUAGCCAUCUCUUUCAGAAUUAGGGCAUGAAAAGAAUUCCCUGUGGAAGAAAUUUGAUAUAUGCUCUGGAUUCUACAAAUGGGCAUCUUAAGAUUGGCAGAAUGGAGAUAUUUUUCUCAUUUUCUUUCCAAUGUUAUUGGCUGAUAUUUAUGCAGCUUUUUAAUGUUUCUAGCCACUGAAUGAUUUUUUUGUUGUAAAUAAUAUAAACAAGGGAAAGACAGCUAAUUUAUUCCUAUGUGAACAUUACAGUUCUUGGAACUUGGUAGAAUCUGUAGUAACUUUUUUGGUUUAAGUUGCACAUCAUAAUUUUGCAGAAGUUCCUCAUUUACAAGGGCAAGUAGUUCUAAUGGAAGAAAUACAGUUUGAAAACAAGCAAUGGGGCUGUUUAGGGCUGUAUUUUGAAGAGUAGUUAAAGAAUUUCCCCUCAGUGAAUUUUACAUCAUCCUUAGCUACUGUAAUAGAUUGAAAAAAGAAUGUCAUUUCAGUUCCUGCACUUGUUUAACAAGACAAUCCUGUACGUGUCUGUUCAGAAUUCUCAUUGAGUUCAGUGCAGUUUACUCAGUGGGUUUAUGACUGCAGCUUAAAUAGGCAAACUGCUUACAUGGAUUUAGAACUGGUUUGUGACCAGUGAAAUACAUUCAUGGCCAGGACUAUAUAGAAAUCAUUCCAAAAGCUAUACAAUGAUGCACAGUAUAGCAAGGUCUUGAACAUAUCCUUUCUAUACCUCAUCAAAAGCUACUUCAGUCAAGACUGACACCAGCAAAAUAUUUUUUUUUUCAGGGUUCAUUCCAAUAAUGUUGUAUGCUAAUGCUUCUUUUAUAAAACUAGCUGGGGCAAAAAGAAAUCUUUGGCAUCAGACUUACAUGGCAAAAUAUUUCUGAGAAUUCUUUUUAUGUAUUUAUAUAUUAAAAAACCCAAGCCAUUCAAUAUCCUGGUGCCAGGCAGCUGUGUUUAUGAUGCACUGAACAAACUGUGGUUUAUUUUUUGUGGGUGUCGGGGGCAAAUCUCAGUAGUAAACAGUUUUUCUUAACCGAGCUGACAGUGACACAGUUCAGACUCAAACAGCCCACCAUGAGUUGCUUUAAACCCUGGUGUGUGCUUCCUGACAUUCUGUACAUUCACUUCCUAACUGGGGAUUGUUCUGCCCUCUGAAUCUGGCCACAGUGGGUUCUAUGAGGGUUAAACAACCCCUAUAUACCUCAUGGUCUCUUGUAGUUCUCAAGAUGGAAUAUAACAAUGUAUAAAAAACUAUGCACUGUUUACAGAUAGGGAAGUUUUAAUGUCUAUCCACUAUCUACUUUCCAUGUACCAUGCCUAACUCUGUCGUAAUACUAGAAUCCAGGGACUUCUCAUGAAGCUAAAUUGUGGGAGAUUCUGGACACAUUAAAGAAGUGCUUCACACAGCAUGGUUAAAUUAUGGAAUUUGCUACCAUAACAUGUAAUGAUAACCACCAAUUUGGAUAAUUGCUGAUCCAGCAGGAUUCUGCCUAUGUUCUUAAAUGUAGUAAGUGUUUAAAGGAACUGUACCUGUAUCCAAAAUACAGAUAUCUAGAACUCAGUCAUUUCAUGUAUGCAAAGCAAGUCAAACAGAAUGCAAAGAAAAAUACACUAAAGAAUUCUAAACCCAUUUAGUAAAGUUAAAUUCGAACCAGCUUGCCCACAUAUCUCUUGCCCAUUAGCUGCACUAUAAAUAGCUAUAGCUAUUUGUUCACUCUGUAAAACAUAAAUGCCUCUGUGUUAUCUAGCAAAACUUAGCGUGUGUGAAAGCUGAGCAAGUCCUGUCUCCAGCAGAAAGUAGUGCUAAAAUAUCAAAUCAGAUGUACUUCCUCUUGGCCCACACUGUGAAUGACUGAAGAAAACUGUUUCUAUAAUAUAAGAACCUUAAGGUGAAGAUGGAAAAAACAGUUAAAACCGUCCUCUGCCAUUUUUUUUUUUUUUUAAAGACCAAGGCUGUGGAAAAUUGGUUUUGCACAAAUGACUAGAAAUCCUAAGAGGCUAUAAAAAGAGGUGUCAGACAUCUCACUGGAAUACCUUCCUCCAGAGAAGCAUUCUUUUUGCAGGCAACUUCUGCACUGCACUCAAAGUUUUAAUGUUUCUUCCAUUCUUAUUAACAUGCCAUAUAAUUGACUCCUUGUAAAAUACUGGCUCCAGUUAAUAGGCCUAUUAAACAACCCAUUGCAACUUCAGUUAUUUUAUUUAAGUAAUUACAUGGUUGAAGUGGAAAAUACCUAUCUUCUUUCCUAGUCAGCACUAUUUCUAGUUUUGUUACAGUCUCAAAACAAGUCUCUCAGAGGAGAAACAAAUCCAAAUGUUUAUGGCAUAUUUAAAAAACCCCUUUGAAGUUGUGGAUUUUCAAAUAGCGUUUUCAGAGAAGUUGCAAUCUCCAUCAAGGGCAUCAUCAAGCACCCAUGAGAUAUUUUAUUAAACAGUAGCUUUGGUAUUCUACAAAUAUUUCAAAAACACUCUAACAUUUGAAUGUAUGAUCAGGCAGUGAGAUGUUAAUAGCACUGGCCUAUGCAUGUAUACUCAAAAGUACAUCCCACUGUUCCGAGGCCAAGCUGCAUUUAUUAAAACACACAAGUGCGAUCCAGCAAGUAAUCAAGGUGGACAAUGAAUUCCAAAUAUUUCUUUCUACAUUGUCUGUAUAAUACAUGUACUGCAGCAAAGACCACCACUGAAGGAACAAUCCAGUGGCUACUGAGAAGCUGACCAAAGGGCCACUGGAGGCUGCAACCUUUCCGCUCUGCCAAUGAGAAAAAUUGCUCCUGGAUAAUAGUGCAGCUUUCCACCAUAGUGACUAUGUUACCCACGAUGGGGUAGCAAAUGGGACAACUUGGAGGCAUAGCAGGACUGGCUUGAGUAUCGGGAAGCUUCCUUAUUACUGCAGAGGAACCUAGGAAGCUGCCUUCUACAGAGUCAGACCCUUGCUUCAGCUAGCUUACUGUGGCUGACACCAAUAGCAGUCACUGAAUUUUUCAGCACAGCAUGGGACUGGGAUGCCAAGGACAGAACUAUGUGCUCUUCCACUGAGCUACAGCCCCUAAUCAAGCCUCAUAUUAUUUUCCUUUCUACGUAGCCAUUUCAUACUCAUUGGAACAAUAAAGGAGACUAGCCAACAACUAACUGGUAAAUUACAGGGUGGUAUAUUCCAUCUAUUUCUGUCACAGCAGCAUAUGUGAUGGGAAGCUAGCAAACUGUUCUAGAAACACACUGAAAACUGCUCACAAGCAGUAUUUCCUCUGUACAACACUGAUGCAUGGGACGCCAAAAUGGAGUGGCUUGAUCCAGGGAUAUUGUUUUUCUGUGCAGAAGCCUCUGAUACUUCUCCCAAUAAAAAUCUUGAGAAACACACACUGCUCUCC